Molecule: messenger RNA, 3327 nt
Organism: Pararge aegeria (speckled wood butterfly)
Lineage: Eukaryota; Metazoa; Arthropoda; Insecta; Lepidoptera; Nymphalidae
Gene: vari
Product: MAGUK p55 subfamily member 6
Exons: 12
Coding region: 16-1818 (600 amino acids)
Cellular component (GO): cell-cell junction; plasma membrane
Molecular function (GO): protein binding
Source: RefSeq, a predicted model, not a curated record
ACCUUUUUCAUACAAAUGAUGGUGCGACGUAGUGGACGUUACACAGUCAACUGGCGGGGAUUUAGGGACUUCGUCGGCAACAAGCCCCCCGAUGACGAAAAAGAGAAGCAAGAACCUGAAGAAGAUUUAUCGAAUCAUGAAGUGAUUUUUCUAAAAAGUAUAGUAGAAAGCCCAGACUUCGGUAGAAAAUAUGCGUCCAUCGAUUCUGAAGAGGAUUUGAUCGUGAAACCCGUCUCGUUGGAUAAUGUGAGCAUAAUAAAAUUGCUGAGCGAAUACCGUGGCACCAACAUACGGACUAUUGAACAAGCAGAACUCGCAAUAUUAUUGUCCAGGGUGCAUUUUAAGGCUCUUAUUGAUGCCCACGAUCAGAUUGGUAAAAUUUGGCUAGAGAGAGGGUCCGGCAUAGAUGAAAAAACUGUAUUGAAGGAAGAACAGAAGGAUAUUGCGGAAGCUUCAGAUCUCAGUCCAGACCAAAACGGAGACAUGCCUGUGGAGACAGUUAAAGUUGUAGGACUUCGGAAAGUGCCUGGACAACCUUUAGGUUUAACAGUAACAACAGAUGAACAUGGCCAAUUAAUUGUAGCAAGGAUACUUGCAGGCAGUGCUGCUGCAAAACAAGCGUUGCUAAGUGUAGGUGAUGUGUUAUUAGAAGUGGAUGGAGUACAGAUUGAUACAGAAGAACAGCUCAAGGAGGCGGUUUCAAAGCCCAACGAUAGAGUCACACUCAAAGUCGGACCUAAUCUUAAAGACAAAAAUGCUCAAGUAACUAAUAAACUUAGCUGUUAUAUGCGAGCUCUGUUUGACUAUAGUCCUGCUGAGGACACAUUAAUUCCAUGUAAAGAAAUUGGACUGGAAUUUAAGAGAGGAGAUAUUUUACAAGUAUCAGAUAGAAAAGAUCCGAACUGGUGGCAGGCAAGUCAUGUGGAGAAACCUGAUGUGGUUGGAUUGAUCCCUUCCCCCGAACUAGAGGAAAGACGUAAAGCAUAUGUGCCCCCUGAAGCUGACUUUGUCCACAAAAUUAGUAUAUGUGGCGCAAGGAUAUCAAGAAAAAAGAAGAAAUUCGUGUACGAGUCGCGCUCGAGUGUACAGCUAGAAGGCGCCGAGUUGGCUCUGUAUGAAGAGGUGGCCAGAACUCCGCCGUUCUUGCGUCGCGUUCUCGCUCUAGUGGGGACGCGCGGUGUCGGUCGCCGGACCCUUAAAAACCGAAUGAUUCAAGACCAUCCUGAUCGAUUUGGAGCUGUGGUGCCGCAUACCUCUCGUCCGCCGCGGCCUUUAGAGGAGAAUGGUUCGUCGUACUGGUUUGUGUCCCGCGAGGAAAUGGAUCGCGACGCGCAUGCGGGACGCUUCCUCGAGUACGGAGAACACAACGGACAUUUGUACGGCACACAUCUGGACUCUAUACGAGCUGUCAUUAAAGAAGGUAAAAUGUGCAUUUUGGAUUGUGCGCCGCAGUCGCUGAAACUUCUGCACAACAGCAACGAAUUCCUGCCCUACGUUGUUAUGAUAGCUGCACCGGGUAUCGAACAGCUGCGCAACCUCACAUACGCCUCAAACCGCAACCUGACGUUCGAUCGGCAGAGCUCCAUACGUUACAGUUCGAGACGCGCAAGGACCCUGGAGUCGCUCGCUUCACUCUACGAGGAAGAAGACAUGAAGCAAACUCUAGAAGAAAGUGCAAGAGUUGAACGCCAGUACGAAAAAUACAUAGAUCUUGUGCUAACCAAUAGCAACGUAGACACAACGUACGCGCGCCUCAUGGAUGCGUUGCAUUCACUCUCUACAGACCACCAGUGGGUGCCCGUGACCUGGAUCUAUUAGGUGUAAACUGCUUUCAAAUCCCAAAGUAUCUAAUAUCUAUAUCUAAUAUUUCAAAAAAGGCCGCGACAAGUUAAUAGCUUUUUUCCUAUUUUUACUCUUCUGCGAUGAUUCAAAGAGCUGAUGUUUGAAAGCUCUUUUCGCUCUUCCGUAAAGCUCCUUUUUUCGAGAUAAUUUAUAAAAGUAUCACAAAAUAUCUAAUAAUUCAACCUCAUAUAUAAUAUUUAGCACAUAAAUACAUUUAAUCACAAAUCUCGAUAUUCUACAGAUUUAUAUACAUAUCUACUAUUUAAAUAACAACUUUAUUGUUUGUGCAUACAACUUUAAUUUUUUUUUUCUCUUAUUGAUUAUACAAAAAUUGAGAAAUUCAGUAAAAUUUUAAUUUUCAAUUUUUAUUAUAAUAUGAUUUAUGAAUUUUGAAUGUGAUAAAUUGGCGCUUAGAUGUUGUUUAAAAUUAAACAGCAUUUUGGGAAGAUAGAUGAAUAGGCAGGGAGGUCCUACAAGCCGUUAUAAUAAAAAACACGGUUUCACAAUUUUUUUACUGGGAUCAAAACUUUAAGAGAACUGUGAAAAGUUUUCGAACCAAAAACCCUAAUAUCAAUUGUUUACGUAUUAGGUCGUAGAUAAUGCGAAAAUAGUAAUUCGCACACACUGAAUACAUUUUAAUGUGAUAUUAAGUUGAUCAGAGUUAGUAUGGUUCUCAAUUGUUUUUAAGAUAAGUUAAAUAGAAAUAAAAACAGAAAUAACAUUUUUCAGCACGGCUAGCAUAAGACAGGAGACAAACCGACAGACCGAUUAUGCACCUGCCAAAGCAGAGAAACGAUGAAGUUUACCCCUUUGAUAUUACAGGUAUAUUAUUUCCACCCGUAGGCGGAUGCUCGGAUAUUGGAACUGAUAAACAUUUUGCCUUUUCCCCAAGGAGAAAAUGUUUCCUGCCCAUGAAUGGUUGAAUUCAUACACCUUUAUUGUAAACCGUUUUUUUUUUGUAAAAAACAAACGAUACGACAAUUUAUACGACUUGGCAACCUUACCGCUAUAUCGUUAUCUCUUCUAGGCAACCAAUGACGUAAAACACAGCCAAAGAAAAGAGGUAGGUGCCAGGUUAUGCAUAUAAAUAUAUGCCCAUGCUAGUCGGGCUGACGGAAUUUAAAUAAUUGUCAUUGUUAAAAAAUCUAAAUCGAUUUCACAUAACCCCCUUUGAAAUGCCUUGUAUGUUCCAUUUUUAAGACCAUAUUUCUGACAUCACAUGGUUGUAUUAAAUUAAUAUAAUAUUUUAAGUAAUCUCAUUAUAUAUUAAGGCCGAAACUUAAUUAUAAAGGGAUCGAAUAUUGUAUAACUAAUAAAUAUAGAUAUCAUUCCAUUGUUUUAAUAUAUCUUUUUUAGAUUUUCAGUCUGAACUUUUUAAUCAGUGUUACCAACGCAAUAUAGCUACAUCGAAAUAAGACUAUUGUUACAAUUUUAGAUUUAUUUUUCAUAAUUUCAUUCUUACGGAUCUAUCACAAUAUAUUUAUU